Molecule: messenger RNA, 3530 nt
Organism: Sceloporus undulatus (fence lizard)
Lineage: Eukaryota; Metazoa; Chordata; Lepidosauria; Squamata; Phrynosomatidae
Exons: 3
Coding region: 210-1160 (316 amino acids)
Source: RefSeq, a predicted model, not a curated record
UCUCUUUUUCUGUGUCGUCGCGCCUUGCUCGGUUGCCAAGGUUUCCAGUGGCUGCGCGCGGGGGGGGGGGGCGGGGCCCAAGGGGGCGAGGCUUCCCGUCCGGCGCCGGAAGUACCAGCCGCCGAGGAAGAAGCAGCGGAAGAACGCCGCCCUCCAUCUCCUCCUCCAUCGUCUCCAUCGGUGUCGCCACCGCCGCCGCCGCCGCUGCCAUGGCGUCUGCCUGGGCGGGGAUGAACGAGCGCGAGCGGGAGGGCUGCCGGGAGCUCCUGGAGCUGCUUCACACCGCCGACCUGCUCGCUCUCACCGACACGGUCACCAACCGCCUCGUCGAGCCCGGCAACAGGAACGAAGCCAUACAUGCCAUCUUACUAUACAGCCAAAGUGCCGAAGAGCUGCUGAAGAGAAAGAAAGUAUUUCGAGAGGUAAUCUUCAAGUACUUGGCAACAAAAGGAGUUGUAGUGCCUCCUUCUUCUGAAAAACACCAACUUGUUAGUCGUGCAAAACAGUACUGGUGCGGACAGCUGAAAAAUUGUGACUCGGAUGAAAAAUAUUCUGAGCCCAACGUAGAGCAGCCUCAAGGAGAAGGAAAACAAGGAGAUAAAGAAGAACCUGACAAGGAGUGCUACAGUCUGGGAGAGGAGUUUUGUCAAUGGUUCUUUGAAAUUCUGAACUCUCAGAACCCAUUGAUUGGACAAUCACAAGAUGAAUGGGGACCACAACACUUUUGGGAUGACGCAGUACUAAAGUUUUGUUACAAUACUUCAGAACAAAACAUAGAAGAGUACUUGGGUGCAGAAUUAGUGAGCCUUCGCUUAUUGUCCUUGGUGAGAGAAGAAUACCUUUUUCUGAACCCCAAUUUGAAUGCUGGUGGCCUGAGGUGCGCAGUUUCACAACAUGGGUUAGUUGUGGUGGCAGUAGCUGGCACCGUUCAUAGAAACACUUGCUGUUUAGGAGUGUUUGAACAAAUCUUCGGACUCAUCCGCUGCCCAUUUAGGGAAAAUACAUGGAAAAUCAAGUUUGUGAAUCUAAAGAUUGUUGGUCAGAAUGCCAUGGAACCUGGGACUGAAAUAGAAAGACCUUGCAUAAAAUAUGAGCAAGAGGAACUCCAGGAAUUCUAUGUGCCCAAGGAUGUUGCCUUGAUUGAACCUAAAAAAUUCUGAGCACUUUGUUUGCAAAACUGAAGGAGGAAAGUUUGUGUCCCUUUGAAAAUACAGCACAUGAGCAAACUUGAGCAUUCAAAUAAGUUGUUUGCUUGUGUUUCUUGAGUCAGAUUUUCUGACUGGGUGACAAAGUAAAAGAAUUUCCUAAAUUAGGGAGUUGCAGCUGAUGAUUGGUGAACUGGCUUGUUCUGUCAUAUUGUUUCCUAGUCCAAAUGUAAGAAAUGAGGAAAGGCCAGGGAAUGCUCAAAUUCUCUUCAUUUAGCCACACAUUUUUUCUCUUGACCUUAUUUCCCUCACUGUUGAGAGACUAGGGGCUAGAUGGAAAUAAGCAAACCCAAAUGAGAAAGAUGAACAACUGAAGAAGAAACAUUUUGCUAACUUCUGGCUCUCUUCGUUGGACUGGGAGGAAUUUGAGAUUUGAAGGGAGAGGCCUCUACUUCAGAGGUGGGCAAUUUAUGGCACUUUAGAUGCUAAUGCAUUGCAACUUCAUCCACUCUGGGGUUUUCACGUUGAAAACUGAAGUGGGCUACUUUGAUGGUUAUUUAAAAGAAAGAAUUUCACCAGGUAUGUUUGGUAACAUAUCCAGGUAAGAAGCAGCAUCUGCAGAAAUUACUCUCUUCUACACAACCAUUAAAGGUACAGGAGCCAUCCUCAGCUUUCACCCUGGCCACCCUAAUCCAACCCAGGCAACAUAGUCAGUGGUGAAGGAGAAUAUAAUGUCUUAAGGACCAUGCUUUGCCAACCCUGGGCCUAUAGAAAUGCAAGACUAUCUUUUGCCAAAGACUACAUAUGUCUUAGUGAUGAGUUUGGUGGAGGCAUUUUCUCAUAUAGUAUGUCCUCCACUGUAAAGACCUUUUAGUGUAGCAAACCACACUAUUAGUCCAGUACUAUUAGUUAGGAAUGGUUUCUGUUGCCUUUUUUGAUAUGUACAUGUCACUUAGAAUUUUUUGUUUUUUUUUUUUAAAAUUAAGCUGUAAUUAAAACGGACAUUGAUCCCAGUAUAGUUACUAUUUACUUAAUUUAUUUAAAAGAUUACUUUAAAAGGUUAUUCUAAAUUUUUCACAGAUCCUAAAUCUCAGGGUGGAAGAAAACAAUUUAAUUUAUAGAUUGGUUUUUAUUAUAUUAGUGACUCUGUUAGAUAGUCACAGCCUUUAAGAACUUCUUUGAUCCUCUGUUUAAAGUUAUAACUUUAAACAUAAAGGAAGUGUGACAAGCUCUGAAACAGAUUGAUUUCACUUCUACUGUGACCCAUGUUGAAAUUAUGGAUCUUCCAUGUUUUACUUGUUCAAUACAGUUGCUGCUUUAUGCGACUAUUCACACAUGCAUCUCCCACUAUUUGACUAAAAAAGUGAAACUGGGGGAAAGGGAAUAUUAUUUGGGCCAGCUAUGUCAUUAAACAUCUCAGUAAUUUCUAAUUUUUUUCUUAAUGCUUGAGGUUAUUGUGGAUAAAACAGUUUUAGGAUUACAUUCUUUUUUCCCUUUCAGUUAACGAUAAACCUUUAAAGCUAUGAUUCACCUUAAUUUUAUUAUUCCCUAAAUGUAAGCAACAUUUGAAAGUCCAGAUGUUAUUGAAAUGUUGAGCUCUGUUUUUUGAAAUUAUACAUCAAAGAGCAGGCCCUAUUUAUUUCUUUGUCAGAAAAAGAACUACCAUAUAUACUUGAGCAUAAGUUGAAAAAUUUAUGCCCAGAAAUUGACCCUAAAAUCUGGGGUCAAAUUAUAUACGGGUCAAUACAGUCACCAUGGGUUAAGAUUGACUGCAGGGCAGUUAACAACAACUACAAACAGUAAUAUUGCUUUAAAAAGCAGCCCUGAUGCCCCACUCUCCAUGCCUCUGCAGUGAUUGUUGAAAGAGGUGUGUGUGGUGAUUCCCUUCUCAAUCUGAUCUCCAAACCUUUGGAUUUCCCCAUUUUCUCUCCACCUGCAGCCUGAUCUCCAAACCUUUCUUUCCUUCUCCUCCUCCUUUCAUUUUCCCAUUUUCCCUCCACUUGCAACCCAAUCUUACAACCUUUGCUUCUCAUUCUCUUCUUUCUCCUUACAUUUUCCCUCUACUUGAAACCCGAUCUGAAAAGCCAUGAUUUGGACCCUAAAACCUUCCCUCGACAUAUGCAUGAGGUCAAUUUGUACACAAGUAUAUAUGGUAAUUGCCAAACAAAAAUGGCAGUAUUCUUAAACCAAAACAAAAAGGUAAAACAUACAUAUAGUUGAAAGAAUUAAAGCAAAAGAAGAUGGAUAUGUUUUAUUUCAUGAACAAGUUGGAUGAGGUCAAUGUAUUCAUAAUUAUACUUUGCUGUUUUUACAUAAUCUUGACAGCCAUAGUUGUCAACCUCUGGUCUAAAUGAUGUUGAUUUAUUAAAGUAUGCAUUUCAGUAA